GACAGCCGCCACGACGUAGUGCCAGCGAACUUGAAGGUUGCAAUGCCGACGCGCCCACGACUUCGGACGUGCAGCAUCGCAACCCUCAAGUAAGCCGAUAGUGCAUCGUGCCGUCUGUCGCCGAUCUACGAUGUGCUGCUCGGCUCGCUCGAUGUCCGUCGCGAGGUGCGACGUGUGACUCGAUGUCGCAGAGCUCUUCGUCGAUCGUGUUCAGCUUGAGCGAGCUGAACGCGCCUCGUCGUAAGGUCGAACUCUGUGCCAUCGGGCCGACGCCAUCCUUGCGGCGGAAUGUCAAGGUCGCCGGCAGCGCAGCCAUCGUCGAGUCUCGGCGCUUGUGCGCGCGUCGCAGGCCAUGGACGACUUCUCAUCCUGCUCUCUCCGGCAGAGCAACUCUGCCGCAUAGGGUGCGAUCAGUAGUCACUCCAUGUCCUGUGUCACGCGUAAAAGCUCUUCGUCGUCGUUUUGCGGCCGGCCUCGGAUCGGUGGCAGUGCUCUGCGCGUCUCUUCGGAUGGCUUCCAUCACCCCAGUGCCUUCUGCUCCCCGCGUGGAGUGCAAUUCGCUCGGCGGUGGGUGGAAUCCUUCCAGCACACGUCCACAGCAGCGCCAUCGCCGGCUCGAGGCGCCGCUACCCGGUCAACAUCGGCGCCGUCCAGCAUCGCUGCAGCAUGGUGGACCUCGCCGCACCGCUGUCAACAUUCGACACCGGCGCCGUCGUCGCUUCUCCGCCUCUCGCCAGCGCUCUGGUCGCCGAUGCACUCCACGUCUGGUGCUGCGUACGCAUGGUGCCGUGCGGGCGCGAUGCGCGCCGGUAAGGCCGUGCGUACAUAGCCUCGGCGCCGUGGAGGCUCGCGGCGGCCUCUGCUCCUUCAAGAUGGCGCUCAAGGCUUGCGGUGCUCGGCUGCAUUCUCGACGCCGGCGCCGCGUUCGGCUCUCUGCCUCUGGCCGGCGAGGCUCUGCCUGUGUGAUGUCGAUCAGGAAUCGCCGCCGCGUCGCUGGACAGAAGCGCGAACAAGCUCGCGCCUCUCCUUGGCGCUGUGGGUGUCUCCCGCCAGCUCGACUCCACCGCGAACAGAAGCUCAUGCCGCGCGUCCAGACGAUGGAGCAUCUCUCGGCUGCUCGCUACGAAGCUCGCCAGCACUCUCAAGAUGAUCACCGCCGCGCGCAUUGCAUCUGCUGCGCUGCUAUCCGCCUUCGCCGCCGGCGCCGGCUCUCCACCUCUCAACGGCAUGGCUCCGCCUCUGUGAGAGUUUGAGGUUGUAGGCACGCUCCGGGCGCUGAGCGGAUGCUUGCGCCUCUGCGCAAGCCUCUCACACCAGCGCUCUGGAGCUGCUCGUCAACCCCGACCUCAUCCGAGACGGCGCACGAGGGCCCGCUCGACUCGACUGCGCUCUCGACUCGGCUCGCGCUCGCCAUGCCCACGUCACCAGCUCGCCGCCAACUCACUGUCGCUUCGACUGUCCUCUUUCAUGGCUCCCUUGCGUCACACCUGAACACCACUCCUCCGCAUUCAUACCGUGUCACCCAUCCGUCGCGAUGCCAUUGUGAAGAAGAAGAGGUGGUUCGGUUAGGCGCGACGCUGUUGGGGCUG
Tilletiopsis washingtonensis is the source of this 1589-nucleotide messenger RNA. RefSeq lists its product as hypothetical. The record is from RefSeq and is a predicted model, not a curated record. The transcript has a single exon. Bases 183 to 1253 code for a protein of 356 amino acids. NCBI's taxonomy places the organism in Eukaryota, Fungi, Basidiomycota, Exobasidiomycetes, Entylomatales.